Clarias gariepinus (North African catfish) is the source of this 1845-nucleotide messenger RNA. It is a transcript of the gene foxl3, whose product is annotated as forkhead box L3. The transcript is spliced from 3 exons. Gene Ontology annotation, biological process: cell differentiation; anatomical structure morphogenesis; regulation of transcription by RNA polymerase II. NCBI's taxonomy places the organism in Eukaryota, Metazoa, Chordata, Actinopteri, Siluriformes, Clariidae. Gene Ontology annotation, molecular function: DNA-binding transcription factor activity, RNA polymerase II-specific; RNA polymerase II cis-regulatory region sequence-specific DNA binding. Bases 50 to 745 code for a protein of 231 amino acids. The record is from RefSeq and is a predicted model, not a curated record.
CUUACUCUGAAUAAUCAUUGCAGGUGACUUCCAUCCUGCACUUCACACAAUGUUCGACAAUUCACAGUACCCCUACAACUGCUUUAAUUACGAUGGAGAUUAUCCGUCCUGUGGCACUGAGGAGGAGAAGAAAGUGUGCAGACCUGCUUACAGUUACAUUGCUCUGAUAGCCAUGGCCAUACAGCAGAGUCCAGAGAACAAAGUCACCCUAUCGGGCAUCUAUGAGUUCAUCAUGAAAAGAUUCCCUUAUUACAGAUCCAACCAGAGAGCCUGGCAAAACUCCAUCCGCCAUAAUCUCUCCCUCAACAGCUGCUUUAUAAAGGUACCUCGCACCGAGGGCAAUGAGAAGGGGAAGGGAAAUUACUGGACUUUUGCCACAGGCUGCGAGUCCAUGCUGGACCUCUUUGAAAAUGGCAACUUUCGACGCCGUCGACGUCGGCGACGCAACUUAAGUCUGGGCUUCAGGGAACCGUCUGAACCGUUCAGCCCCAUGGACCCUCAGCAGAACACUACGGUGCAACCACUUCUCUCCGAUCCAUUUUGUCCAGAGAGUUCAAACAACAGAGUAGACCAGCGCAAUCCUCCACUCAGCAAACCCGAGCCAGAGAUCAAAUUUAGCAUCGACUACAUUCUGUCCACACCAGACCCCGCGCCAGGGUUCAGACCUCCACACAGCAGCUCUGUAGGAGCUGUGAUACAACAUUUGGAGCAUCAGCAGCUUAACCUGCACUACUGGACCCUGUAACCUGCACAAAAAACUUGGGAAAAAUCGUGAAUUCUCACCAACUUUUUUUUUAAAGUGUGAUGCAAAUUAGUUGGGACAAUUAUGUGAUUGUUCAUCUGAUUUUUGACAUCAAAUCUUUAAACACAAUGUAGGUACAUAUGGCCUGACUAGUACACAUGCUACAGUGGAUUAAUAGGAAAAAAAUCUGUAAGUUAAAAAAAUGCACAGAUUAUUAUUAUUAUUUUUAUUUGUUUUUUACCUUGUUCAUAGGUCUUGAAAGCAGAUUCUAUCUGAGUAUUGGGAAUAAAUUUACAAGAAUUUUUUUUUUUGCUGAAGACUAGACACAGAUAAACUUCUGCUUUGGUUCCCUAACAUAUCUUUUUGAGUUUAAAGAUAAUAAUGACUAUAUUCCUAAAGCUUUAUAAUUGUGCCACUGCCAUAUAAUUAAUAUGGUCACUGCCUUUCCUUAGCUUAUUUUAAAUCGUUUUGGGCUUCAGAACCUGAACUGCAAAACACAGUACAUGAUUUGUUCACUGUGAUUGUCCUGCCUUUUGAGAUUAAGCGUUCAUUAUUGCACCAAAUAUUGGAGAACAAUAAAGCACAUUUCAACAUUUAUAUUUACAUCUGUUUUAUAGAUAGACCAUACCUCUUUUGCAUAAAGAAUUAACUGACCAUUUUAUUUGUUUGACAAGAGGCAUAUGUUUGCAAAUUACAUAUACUUAAUUUAGUUUUUUUUUAUAUAUUCUGUGCUCAGAGAACAGAUUUCAAUUUAAUAACUUAAUAAUCACUGUAAAAUGUAACAUGGAUCAUCUCUGCUCAUUCAGUAGGUUAGCAGAAAUAACCGUUUUGUGCAAUACCAACAUAUACAGCGUGUGUGUAUGUAAUACAGUAAUGUAAUUAUGAUUGUAUUUUAUAUUGUAUAUAAUAUGUAUUCAUUCUUUCUGAAGAACAAAAAACAGCAACACAUGACAGGUCAGAUAAAAAUAUUUCUAAUCAGGUGGUACCAUAUAUCUAAGAGCUAAUUUCAAAACGACAUCAAAAAUGUAAAUAUCAUGAAACAUCCAAUUUUUUUCACCAUUUCUGUCAUAAUGUGACAAUUAAAUCUACAAAUAAGCUUUAUA